Vigna umbellata (rice bean) is the source of this 2788-nucleotide messenger RNA. RefSeq lists its product as uncharacterized. The record is from RefSeq and is a predicted model, not a curated record. Lineage: Eukaryota; Viridiplantae; Streptophyta; Magnoliopsida; Fabales; Fabaceae.
GAGAGAAACUGAAAAGAGAGAAGAAAUAUGAUAGAAAAGGACGAGAAAGUCCUUGCUGGCAAAAGAUUCCCUUCAUUCAUUAACUCAUUGUUUUGUUUUGGUGGGGCACUCACUACUACUGCUCUUCUUCCUCUUCCUAUCUUCUACCUACGUUCCGCUCCGAUUAUACUUCCUUUAUCUCCGAUUACCAAACCCUAAAAGGAACCACCAUGGGAUGUGCCAGCUCCAAGCUGGACGAUCUCCCGGCGGUGGCGCUCUGCCGGGAACGCUGUGUUUUUCUCGACGAAGCAAUCCACCAGCGCUACGCACUCGCCGCGGCCCACAUCGCUUACAUAAACUCCCUCAAGGCAAUUGGUCACUCCCUCCACUCCUUCGUCCACCACGACACCCAGAGGCCGGCGCCGCCGUCUCCUUCUUCCUCCCCCUCUCCCUCUCCCUCUCCUCCCCACAAAACCCACCAGCUUUCCAAGCACGCCUCUCCCGCCCACUCCGAUUCCGCCGGCUCCCACCUCCACUUCCACUCCGACUCCGAUGAUCUCUCUCUCCACCAUUCCCCCCAAGCCUCCCCCAUUCGUCUCCCUGCUUUCUACAACAAUUCCCAACCACCGGAUCACCACCUUCACAUCAAUUACAUGAAGAACAAGGCCGCCCCUUCAAUUGUCUACGAGCAGAGGCCUCUCAGUCCCGAAACCGGCUACCUCGGAGAGUCUUCUUCCUCCUUUUACCCUUACGCCUCCUCCUCCUACCCCUCCUACCCCUCCUACCCCUACGCCUACGAUCCAUAUUCUGCCCCUCCCUACCCCGGAUCUUCCCAGCCCCAACCCCAACCCCAGCGCCACCCCAACUCCAAACCCCCUCCCCCUCCCCCCUCCCCUCCCAGGGCCUCCACCUGGGACUUCCUCAACUUCUUUGAUAACACUUACGACACCCAAGCUCAUUACACCGCCACUCCCAGCCGUGACUCCAGGGAGCUCCGGGAGGAGGAGGGCAUCCCCGAUUUGGAAGACGAGGAUUACCACCACCACGAAGUCGUCAAGCAAGUUCACGGGGAUCAGAAGCUCGUCGAACCUAAGCCCCAACCCCCCAACCCCCACCACAACCACCUCCACGAGGAGGAGGAUGAAGAAGAGGAAGAUGAAGAUGAGGUGGAGUAUGAAGUUCACGUCGUCGAUAAGAAAGUGGUUGAUGCCGAUAAUGAUGGUAACAACAAACCCAAGGACCACGCCGCAUUCCGGAGCCGCCGACCUGGCUCCCGGAAUCCCCUCGAGGUCGCUAAAGAGAUUCAGGAUCUCUUUCAGAGGGCUUCUGAUUCCGGUGCCCUAAUCGCUAAGAUCCUCGAGGUGGGCAAGCUUCCCCACAAUCGAAAGCACGCCGCCUAUCAAGCUUCUUCCAAGAUGUUACAAGUUGUUUCUCCCUCGCUGUCUCUUAUUUCCUCCCAACCAUCUACUUCUAAAGAUGCCGAAUCCGCCUCUAACAUGGAUGUUGAUGCUGAUCUAAUAACUGGAGCACGCAAUCUUUCCUCGACACUGCAUAAGCUCCUACUUUGGGAGAAGAAACUCUAUAAUGAAGUUAAGGCUGAGGAAAAGAUGCGGGUAAUCCAUGAUAGGAAGCUUCGCAAGCUGAAGCGUAUGGAUGAUAGGGGAGCUGAUUUUCAUAAAGUUGGUGCGACUCGGACUUUGAUUAGGAGUCUGUCCACAAAAAUAAGAAUGGCAAUUCAGGUUGUGGAUAAGAUUUCUAUGACAAUAAAUAAGAUAAGAGAUGAAGAACUGUGGCCACAGCUGAAGGAAUUGAUCCAAGGGUUGACCAGAAUGUGGAAAUCCAUGCUUGAAUGCCAUCAUAAUCAGUGUGAAGCUAUUAGAGAAGCCAGAAUACUGGGUUCCGUUGGAUCCAGGAUAAAGAGUGGUGGUGAUAGUCAUCUUCAAGCGACGAAGCAACUUGAACAAGAGCUCAUCAAUUGGACUUUCCAAUUUUCUGGCUGGAUAAGUGCCCAGAAGGGUUAUGUUAGAGCAUUGAAUAAUUGGCUGCUGAAAUGUCUCCUGUACGAACCAGAAGAAACACCUGAUGGCAUAGUCCCCUUUUCCCCUGGUAGGAUUGGGGCUCCGCAAAUAUUUGUAAUAUGCAAUCAGUGGUCCCAAGCUUUGGAUAGAAUAUCUGAGAAGGAAGUUGUUGAUUCCAUGCAUGUAUUUACGAUGAGUGUGCUUCAGAUAUGGGAACAAGAUAAGCUAGAAAUGCAUAGGCAGAUGAACCAGAACAAGGAUCUUGAGAGGAAGGUUAGAAACAUAGAUAGAGAUGACCAGAAGUUGCAGAAGCAAAUUCAAGCGUUAGAGCGAAAGGUGCUUCUGCUAUCUGGGGAAGGUAAAGGUCUCUCAGUUUCUGAGAACAUCAUUUAUCAGAGUGACAAAAGCAGUAGUCUACAGGCUAGUUUGCAGCGCAUUUUUGAGGCCAUGGAGAGAUUUACCGACGAAUCUGUGAGAGCUUAUGAGGAAUUACUACAACGGAGUGAAGAAGAAAGUGCAGCCCGAAACCGCGAAUAGUUGGAAUCAUAUCUUUUUGCCAUUUGCCAAGAAUAGAGACAUGCUGGUCUCCUUCUACUAACUCUUCUUUACACAGAGCCUUGGGAAGAGGGAUUGGGCUUGACUUCUCACUAUGAUGCUGAGAGCUGCUUUGGUGCUUUAAUGCUGGGAUACAACAGAAAGUGAAAUUUGAGGUGCGUGGCGCAGAGUUGCGUUUUUUUGGUACUCGGUGCUGUAAGUCUACGGGUGAAGUUAGCCAUACAAGUUUGAGCUAC